GGCGGCGGUGGCAAUGGCGGCAAUGGCGGUGACGCGGGAGUCAGGCGUCCCUCUGGUGGUCCCUCGGGGUCACGACCGGCACCCUCGGGAGCUGGGUAGUACUUGGGAAGCCCUGCUUGGCUUCAUGGCACAGCAGCAUGUACCUCCGUGGUGAAAUGAACGACUGGAGUCUGGUGGAGGGUGCCAUGGAAAAAGUGGGGCAUUUCACCUGGGCCUCCAAUGUGUCGCUCUCCAAAUAUACGAAGGCCAAAUUCGCGCCCUACGUAGGCAGUUGGAAGAAGUCCUAUGGCACACAUCCGAAGCGUGAGUUGCUGUACAACCUCCCCAGCUUUGACAGUCGCAGCACGACCUUCGAUGUGGAGCCUUAUCUGUCCGGUUCCGAGGCCUCGCGGCAGUGGAUGCUGUCGCGGGGCCGCUGGACGGAGAACGAGGCCGUGGCCAGCGGCGCGGGCUUCGCGCAGGAGCUGUGGCUGAACCAUUUCUGCACCACCGCGGCACCUCGCUGCAUUCCGGACGCGGAUGCGGAGUGGGAAUGCCAUGGCUUCCGCACUGGCGAGGAUCAGGCGUGGUGUCGAACUGUCGGAGUGGACGGAUGCACGGAGUACAAGGAGAACGACCAGUCCAGCGAGAUGAGCAGCUGCGGCAGCUGCAGCUGCUGCCGCCGCAAGGUGAACUUCGUGGAGAGUGGCAGCAACCGAACCUGCUGCGUGUUGUUCAACGACCUCUUCCUGAACUACACCGUAACGUCGGACCUGAGCCGCUGCGCCCCUGAGCACGUGCACGUGGAAGGCACCACCACCACGACCACUGCACCGUUGCGAACCUGCAGUCCACGUCCGAUGACCUUGGAGGAGAGCUUACCCCAUGGCUGGUAG
Molecule: messenger RNA, 875 nt
Organism: Cladocopium goreaui
Lineage: Eukaryota; Dinophyceae; Suessiales; Symbiodiniaceae
Source: the annotation of a GenBank genome assembly